GUGACCGUCGCAGUUCACAUUCAUCGCCACGCUAUUUACCAACUAUAUAUCUUUUCUGUAUGAACUUUGGAAACUCAUUUUAUUAAUCUAAAGAGCUUGAUAUUUUACGGUGUUGAAAAAACGUUUGCUUGCAUGAUCAAUUCUUUUUAGGGCAAAAGAAAAAUGGGGUCUGAGGCAGAGUGUGAAACAACUCCACCAAAGCUUUCUCUAUUUUCGUUUCCUGGUAAGGCAAAAGAGCCAUCAUGGAUGAUAACAUCGCCCAUCCAUACCUUAGUUUCGGUUCCAUUCCAGUGGGAGGAAGCACCGGGAAAGCCUAGGCCAUGCCCUAGUACUAGUGAUACUACUAUCAGUCAAUCAGAGCCCAACGCUGGAAGAUGCUUGGAACUGCCUCCGAGGUUGUUAGCUGAGGCUAAGGUUGCUAACGUGCCAUCUCCAAAAACUGUCUUGGACGGGCCUGAAGAAGGUCGGUUUGUGUCUUACACGUUGUCGUUUCGAAAAAGUGGGUCUUUUAGGAGCCCGGACAACAAGAUGGUGAAUAAGGAGAAAGUUAUGUUUGGAUCGAGUAGGUGGGGGAGCUUUAGAAAGGCUGGACGAGUUCUUCAGGGAAGUUUUGACUUUUCAACUCCGGUUUCUGAUGGUGGUGAUGAUGCAGAGGUGAAGAUCACAAGGGCUAGAAGGAAAGGGAGCUUACUGAGUCUUUCUCAGGCUAGACCACAUGUCUUGGCAAGCAUUUAUGAAAGUUUUAAGCAAGUGGUCCCGUGGAGACGUGGGCAGGAGAAAAUGAAGAAAAAGGACUCCUGAGUGCAUUGCCACCGUCUGAUCAGUUUAACUUUUGUAUAGGAAAAAAAUGAAAAACAUUUGAAGGUAUUCCGUUGGUCUCUUCCAUGUGGGAAGGAAUAAUUUUAGAGCCCUAAGCUUCACACACUAUGUGAUGGAUCUCUGAUCGAAUAUGGUUGGGUUUCAUAAUUUGUUCCUCAUAAAUGAGAAUAAUAAUCAAGCCAGUCUCGUGAGUGAUCGAGCCACACUGUCAAGAAAAAUCUGUUGAAGUAUAUAACAUCCUGAGACUACUAAUUGAUU
This is a messenger RNA of Durio zibethinus, 1077 nucleotides long. RefSeq lists its product as uncharacterized. Lineage: Eukaryota; Viridiplantae; Streptophyta; Magnoliopsida; Malvales; Malvaceae. The record is from RefSeq and is a predicted model, not a curated record.